Messenger RNA from Staurois parvus, 922 nucleotides. NCBI's taxonomy places the organism in Eukaryota, Metazoa, Chordata, Amphibia, Anura, Ranidae. The record is from the annotation of a GenBank genome assembly.
CUGUGUCUGCUCCUCCUGUACAGAUGGUACAGACAGAGCCAGAUACUGGAGAAUACUACAGACAAAUACGUCUUCAUUACUGGAUGUGAUUCAGGAUUUGGGAACAAGCUGGCAAAACAGCUGGAUAAUCGAGGAAUGAAGGUUUUGGCUGCUUGUCUUACGAACACAGGAGCUAGUGAGUUAAAGAAAGAAUGUUCCAGCAGAUUACAAACUGUGAUGUUGGAUGUUGCAGACAGCCAAAGUGUUAGUUCUGCUGCAAAGUGGGUCACUAGCAUUGUUGCAGAUAAAGGUCUUUGGGGGCUAGUGAAUAAUGCUGGAAUUUUAAUCCCUAUGGCCCCCAAUGAAUGGCUGACUAGGGCAGAUUUUCGCAAGGUACUGGACGUCAAUCUCCUGGGGAUGGUAGAUGUUACAAUCAACUUGCUUCCUCUUAUCAGAAAAUCCCAAGGACGCAUUGUCAAUGUAUCUAGUAUUGCAGGAAGGGUAACACUGUGUGGAGGUGGUUACUGCUUAUCCAAGUAUGGAGUAGAAGCUUUUUCUGACAGCCUAAGGAGGGAGCUCAAGCCUUUUGGAGUGAAAGUUUCCAUCAUUAAUCCUGAUUUCUUUAGAACAUCAAUUCUGAUUUCCGAAGUAAUAAAAGCCCGUGUCACAGACAUUUGGAAAAAAACUGCCUCUGAACCUAAAAAAUGCCUAUGGGGAAAAGUAUUAUCAACAAUAUUGUGGAUUUGUUAAUAAGCUAUGUUCCAUGACCAACCCAAAAAUCACAGUUGUUACAGAUUGUAUGGAGCAUGCGCUAACUGCAGUGCACCCAUGGACACGUUACUCUGCUGGCUGGUAUGCCAAACUGAUCUAUAUGCCCUUGUCUUAUCUUCCCUCAUGUGUGGCAGAUUCUUUUCUCGACUCCUCCCCAGAUCUACCUAAAUGA